GGAUAAAACACUUCGUUUUCGGGGGUUUCAUCUUGCGACGAAACAACCACAGAAACGGCAAACUCUUAAUUUACCCGGACGAACUGCACGUUAUUCGCAUCCGCUCCGACUAAGUCAUGGAAAUAAGUUGACAAAGCCGACGCGGGUCGGUCCGCCACCACCACAGUCAUUAGUCGCGUUAGCUCGCUAGCACUGGCGUGCAUCGCCGAGCUUGAGCUACCGCGGUUAGCCCGUUAGCGUUAGCCUCGCUUAGCUUAGCAUCCGAGGUUAUGCUACUGCGGUUUGCCCGUCAGCGUUAGCCUCGCUUAGCUUAGCAUCCGAUCUUAAGCUACUGUGGUUAGCCCACUAGCGUUAACUUAGUUUAGCUUAGCAUGGCUACGUGCUAAUCCCGGUCCCGUGCGGAGCGGGGUGGCGCGUCAGACGUCAGGAUCAGUCAACAUCGGGGCUUUAUGAAGGAGCGCUGCCUACCACGGUUGACUCUCGGGGAGACCGGGCGGCGGAGUGGGGAGACGACCGCAGUAGGGAGCGCUCCUUCCUAAAGCCUCCCAUCAUUACGACAUGUCAGAUCAGAACCCCCGAUGCUAAGCUACACUGUUAUCGUCGUUCUGAUUGAAGGCAGACUUAUUAAUUUGCUGUAGCUCUGUCCUGCCCUCCCUGAAGUGCUUUUGUGUGAGGGGCCUUUUUGAACUUUUUGAAUCACUUUUUAAUGACUUUUUAACCAUUGACAUCGUCUGUGUUUUUCACCCUGAAGUUCUGAGCAUGUUGUUAGGUUCCAGGUGAAUCCUCCUCUCUCGAUCCCGGAUCCCAAGUGCAUGAAGCCCCCUGGAGGUUGACGAGUCACAGUGUCCCCCGCUCCUCCCCGCCAAGCACCAUGUCCUCCACCUCCUCCUCGUGCUCCUCCUCGGGGGAAACCAGUCCAGAGGAUGCUCCGCGAGGUGGGGGCACCAUCAGGGUCUUCCUGCCCAACAAACAGAGGACUGUGGUCACCGUCCGGCCCGGUCAGACGGUGUACGACAGCCUGGACAAAGCCCUGAGGAUGAGGGGUCUGACGCAGGACUGCUGCGCUGUGUUCCGCCUCCUGGAAGGGCGGAAGAGGCUGACGGAGUGGGACACGGACAUCACUCCCCUGGUCGGAGAGGAGCUGCUUGUGGAGGUGCUUGACGACGUGCCCCUCACCAUGCACAACUUCGUCCGCAAGACCUUCUUCAAGUUGGCCUACUGUGACUUCUGCCACAAGUUCCUCUUCAACGGCUUCAGGUGCCAGACCUGUGGCUACAAGUUCCACCAGCACUGCAGCAGCAAGGUGCCCACGGUGUGCCUGGACAUGGACACCAUCACCAAGAGGUUUCCGACUAAUGCCUGUUCAGACGAAUACCCACAGAUAUCCAUACUGCCAGAUAGCUCCAUAUCACAGGGCGACCUAGCCUUAACCCCAGACCCAGCUGGGAUGGACCUGCUGUCCCCCACCUCGGCCUUCCCCUUCCCCACGCCGGGGGUCGAGGGACAGUCACUCCAGCGCCACCGCUCCACCUCCACGCCCAACGUCCAUAUUAUCAGCACCGUGGGCCCCGCCGGGGUCAGCAUCAUAGAGGGAGCACUGAAGUCCUUCAACACAUCAGGCCCGGAGCCCUCGCCGAAACCCUCCACGAGCCCCCCCUCGUCGCUGGGCUCUCCCGGCAGGAGGCCCCCCAAGUCCCCCUCGGAACACAAGGAGCGCAAGCCCUCCUCCUCCGACGGCCAGAAGAAAGUGCACCGCGGGGGGUACAGAGACUCCACCUACUACUGGGAGGUGCACUCCAGGGAGGUGACCAUGCUGAAGAGGAUCGGCUCCGGCUCCUUCGGGACCGUGUUCCGGGGCAAGUGGCACGGCGACGUGGCCGUCAAGAUCCUCAAGGUCACGGAGCCCACCCCAGAGCAGCUGCAGGCCUUCAAGAACGAGAUGCAGGUCCUCAGGAAGACCCGCCACGUCAACAUCCUGCUCUUCAUGGGCUACAUGACCAAGCCCAACUUCGCCAUCAUCACCCAGUGGUGCGAGGGCAGCAGCCUGUACCGCCACCUGCACGUCACCGACACCAAGUUCGGCACCAUGCGCCGCAUCGACGUGGCCCGGCAGACGGCGCAGGGCAUGGAUUAUCUCCACGCGAAGAAUAUAAUCCACCGAGACCUCAAAUCAAACAACAUCUUCAUCCACGAGGGCUGGACGGUGAAGAUCGGGGACUUCGGCCUGGCCACGGUCAAGUCUCGGUGGAGCGGGUCGAUGCAGGUGGAGCAGCCCAGCGGGUCGAUCCUCUGGAUGGCUCCUGAGGUGAUCCGCAUGCAGGACAGCAACCCGUACACGUUCCAGUCCGACGUCUACGGCUACGGCGUGGUUCUGUUUGAGCUGAUGUCUGGAACCCUGCCUUACUCCAACAUCAACAACCGAGACCAGAUAAUCUUCAUGGUGGGUCGGGGAUACCUGUCGCCCGACAUCAGCAAGCUGGGCGCCACCUCCCCCAAGUCCAUGAAGAGGCUCAUUAUCGACUGUCUGAAGUUCAAACGAGACGAGAGGCCCCUGUUCCCACAGAUCCUGGUGGCGAUGGAGCAGGUGCAGGACCUGCUGCCCAAGAUCGAGCGCAGCGCGUCGGAGCCUUCGCUGCACCGGGCGGUGCACGCGGAGGACCUCAACCCCGAGCUCUUCAACACCACCCGCUUCAUGCCGCUCUGAGUCCUCCCGGUCAGCCCCGCCCCCUUCCUCCACCCGCAGAGGGCCGGAGCCCAUCCCUGCAGCGCUGCACAUGGUGAUUACCCUGUCCUCCUCCACCACCACCACCUCCGUCACGUCAACACCGCCCCCCCGCCCCGACCCCUGACUCGGCCCGCUCUGAAAGAGGGUGGUCGCUUUGAACUUCUCGUUUUGAGUAUUUUUUUGUUUUGUUCGUUUUCUUUUUUUUCUCGCUCCGAUCGAGUCAGCGAUGCUCGCCGCCGCCGCCGGUUUCACGAGCGCCGACGCCGGCCCGGUCGGCGUACAUACACACUCCGCAGCCCCCCCCCCCCCCCCCCCCCCCCCCCCCCCCCGCGCGGUCGGAGGAAUCGAACCGCGUUCCCGCCCAGCUCUGCACUCCACUGAGGGCUCAGCCCGCACACAUUCCAGUAACACCAGUACUGGUCCCCUUAAUACCAGUACUGGUCCACUUAAUACUAGUACUGGUCCACUCUCUCCCCCACCUUUUUUAAAUUCCAUCUUCUCCAGAGCUUUCUGAACCGGGACCAACUUGGGUUUCUCUCUUGAGAAAUGUUCUUUCAAAGUAAUGGUCCCUUGUUUGUAUUUAUUGUCCUGUCGCCACGACGCAACGCAGGUGACGCCCGUAGUUAGACGCCGUCUUGGUAACAUGUUUAGUAGCUGCUAUUGGCCAGUGAGGACAAAACCAAACCAGGAUGCCUAGGAACCGGACCGUCUGACUCCAGGGCCAGAGUCGCUGCACUGCCGCGGGACCACACACAGACAUGCACACACACACUGUUAUACUGUACCUGCUGGGAAGUCUGUUAGUGAGCAGUCUUUUGAACACUUUCAACGUUUAGGAACAACCCUUUUGGAUGCUUUCACAGAACAGGAGUAGAGGGAUUGGGUAAUGAGUGGGUUCAGCACAAAAUGGUCUUCAUCCUCUGCACAGUCAAAGUUAUUGCUUUUUAGUUUUUUAAGUUUUCAUUGAUUUUAUCAGGAAAGGGCCUUUUUCUCAACUGGAUGACCCUGAUAACACAUCAUUAUAAGGAGCAGAUAUUGAACCUUUUUAAACGGUUGGUUUAAAAAUGUGCAAUAACGUUUUGGCUACCUCCUUUUGACCGCAGAUGAACAUUUUACACAGGCAGAGUAAUAUAUAGACGGAUUGCUACUUUUAUAUCUAAUAAAAAAGUAUUUAAUGCAUUUGAAACCUAGUCUGAGGGACUAAUACAUUCUGAAUAAACUAGUACAUUCGAUACCUUUCUUCCAAUAUUGUGUAAAGCAUGGUUUUCAGGAAGGAACACGUUGAGAACGAAAGCACACGUGCAGUUCAGGCACGUCAAACUAGGGUCUGAGCAGCUUCACCAGUUCUACACAGAGAAUCAAACCCAACCUCUUCUUUGAACCCCGUCCCACUGUUAAAGGCGGUCCCACGUUGAGGGUCACGCUCCCGGGCCCGCGAUACGGACUGCGCUCUGCGGGGGCUCUCGUUCUUCUGUCUAAGCUCGAGUGUCUCCAACAAGCGGCCUUACCGAACCUCAGGAUGUGGCAGGACACAGGACACGCGUCGGAGCACAGCAGCCCUGGAGUGGGGGUGGUGGCUGACCUCUGACCUCUCCCUCUGAGGGGUACGCUGCUCAUCGAGGGUUUGGGAGUAACCGUUGUGUCCACAUGACUCGUUCCUUAAGACUACGACACAACUAGAGUGUGACGCCUGUUCUAAACCAGACGUUGAAACACACCCGUUCUGUCCGGCUUAGCGACACACGGAAGACAAACCCACGGUUUUGAACCAGUCCCUCGAUGCAGAGAGAUGUUCGACGGGGCUUUCCACCGUGUGGUCUCUGUGCGUGUGGUGGCUCGCUUAUCACUUCUCCACUGCUUCGCUGAAGGUCUCGGCGUCUGACUGGGGCAGGAGGGACCGCCGUGCCUUGCCGCCACUUCCCCAAACUAACGUGAACACGGACGCCAUCGGUAGUCCACCAAAUACUGCUCGUCCUGUUUUGGGUUGUGUUGAGACAUUGUACGAUUGUUGAUUUGGGGCGGGGGGGGCGUCAGACUGUUAUAAACUAAUAUAAGCCAUAUUAACUUUCCUACUAAGGGUUUAAAUCAGUCAGAUCUGGGGGGCAGUUGAGGGUUUCAUUUUAACGAGCGCCAUGGAUCUGCCAGCAGGGCCUUCUUUCACCAGCUUGCGACAUGGCAUCAGGGGUCUCUGGUGGUUCUUCGAGGACACACUCCCUCCCCCAGCUCCGCUUGAAGACCUCAGAGCCCGGGGCUGAAAGACACCCGUCACUGUAGUCCAGCUGCUGCUGCUAACCACCAUAGGGAACCAUGCAUUCAGGUCACAGCGAAUUGCCGUGAAAACACUUUAACUCUGGUCCAAUGUGUGUGUGUGUGCUGGUAACGCGUUGGUUAGGAGGGUUGCUUGUGUGUGCGUGUUCUGUGAACCUGGCGGCGAUUUCUGUUCCUUAUCGUACGUACUGUGGGCGCGAAGGGACUGUGUGGCCAAGAGGUCACUGAGAUGAGACCAAGAUGUCGACAUGAGGUGACCACAAUGUCAACAUGUCACCACGAUGUGACAAGGAUGACACCAUGAUGUCACCACGAUGUGACAAGGAUGACACCAUGAUGUCAUCACGAUGUCCCCAAGAUGAGACCAUGAUGUUCCCAUGUUGUGAAGACGCAAUGCUCACUCACCAUAGCUUAGAGGUUUCCCUCCUUGUGUUUUUAGCCCUAGAGGAGGUGGAUACGGGCUGAGGGGCUGGGCCCCUCACGGCCCGCUAUACUCAUUCCAGUCAUGGGGGGGUCCUUGGUCCGGGGUGGAAGGUUUCCCGGGGUCGGGCUCCCCACCUUUCAGUUAUUUAUUGAUGUCUGUGCAAAACAUUUUCAAUCUGCAAUCAUGGAUCUCUUGAGGUGGAUCAAUGUUUACUCGAGGGAGAGCGCUCUGCAAAAAUGUAAAAGCCAUGUUUGGGGAACCGUUUCUUUGUGGCACGGUACUGUCCGGCCCUGCUUGGCUCGAACCCCCGCUCCUCCGGGAACAGGGCUCGUUUGAAACAUCUAGGGACGGGUCGGACCUCAGUAGGGACGCUGGUUUUAAUAGUCGCUCAUACGGUUUUACUAUGUGUCUCCCUCACCAUCUACCAUAUAUUAAACACAGUAACGGAGAUUAACCUAAUUUAAAAGGAGACCCAAGGUGGACUUGUGAGGAUGUACGGUGUAUAGACUGAGGGCACUGGAGAACCACAGAUCUUCACAAACUGACCCCACUCUGAGGUUCUUCAGAAGGACGAGGCUUUUAUUGUUCCUGGUUUUAAAUUUGUAGUCCCAGGUUAGGGGUGCUUAUGGACUACAUAUCCCAUGAAAUUAUCCUAAUCAGUGCUUUCUCAUUUUCCCUGAGGGGGACUGCCAUUGGCUGAGAGCGCCAUGGUGGAGGCUCGCUAUAGGUUGAGUUUUGGUUGCAUUGCCUGCAUGUCGCCCCCUCUCCUAAGAGGACGACAGCGUUCUAACACCCUGUCUAGAGGGGAUGGACAGGUUGCUACGGUUACUUAAACAAUGUCCACCUGAGAAGAUGGCCACGCCCCUAUCCGAUGCUCGAGCUCGCCCCCCCCCCCCCCCCCCUCUUUGAAACGGACCGCAGCACAAAGUAUCACGUUCACGGUUUGCUCGUGGACGCCCUGCACGGCGCGGGAAUCUCACUCGCAACCCAACGGCUGUCUAUUUCAGAGAGGCAAGAGUAGGAGUUAUAUUGGAAUAGGGUUCUUUCUGCAUAUCUUUUAGGUGAAUUGCAAUUAACUGUCUAUAGUUUUCUGAUGUUUCAGGGGUGUUCAGUUUGCAAUAAAUGGUGUAUCCUGCUCUGUACAGUUACUUUUUUAAUUAAAAUGUACUUGUUUCUAUUUUUUUGUGUGACGGUUUCAAGAGAAAAAAAAGAACAAUUAUUUUAAAUGUAAAGGAAAUCUUAGUAUUUUUUUAGUUUUUUUUGUCUUAAAAUAUUGAUGAUGCAGGAUUCUUUAAAUAAAACUGUGGAAUACUAAAGA
Messenger RNA from Gadus morhua (Atlantic cod), 6735 nucleotides. It is a transcript of the gene araf, whose product is annotated as A-Raf proto-oncogene, serine/threonine kinase. The transcript has 16 exons. Bases 872 to 2704 code for a protein of 610 amino acids. The record is from RefSeq and is a predicted model, not a curated record. Gene Ontology annotation, cellular component: mitochondrion; cytosol. NCBI's taxonomy places the organism in Eukaryota, Metazoa, Chordata, Actinopteri, Gadiformes, Gadidae. Gene Ontology annotation, biological process: protein phosphorylation; MAPK cascade. Gene Ontology annotation, molecular function: MAP kinase kinase kinase activity; ATP binding.